Parathielavia appendiculata is the source of this 960-nucleotide messenger RNA. RefSeq lists its product as uncharacterized. Gene Ontology annotation, biological process: polyprenol catabolic process; dolichol-linked oligosaccharide biosynthetic process. NCBI's taxonomy places the organism in Eukaryota, Fungi, Ascomycota, Sordariomycetes, Sordariales, Chaetomiaceae. Gene Ontology annotation, molecular function: 3-oxo-5-alpha-steroid 4-dehydrogenase activity. Gene Ontology annotation, cellular component: endoplasmic reticulum. The transcript is spliced from 2 exons. The coding region runs from base 1 to 960 and encodes 319 amino acids. The record is from RefSeq and is a predicted model, not a curated record.
AUGGGACAGAACGAAAUUCUAAAGCAGAUCGCCACGACCUUGUCGGGCGUCACACCGGCUCGAUGGUGCCAGGGCUUCUUCCUCUUCGCAGCUGGAGGCGUGCUGGCCGUGGCAGCCAUGCCGCGUGAUGCGAAGGCCCUUCUUAUGGAUUACGGCGCCCGCAAUGCUCAGAAGUCGCCGUCGCGUGAGCCUUCCCAAGGAGGUUCUGAAGGGGCCAGGCUGGUUUCCCUCCUUGCGACAAUUACGUCCUGGACACAGGUGCCCCAUUCCUGGUUCAGCGCCUUCUAUGUCGUGUCCCUGGCGUGCUCAAUCUUCUGGCUUACCCAGUACUUUGGCAAUGGAGUGGUGUUACGGUACAUCGCAACCAGCCAGGCAGCCGCCCAAAACACAUCCGGCACCUCGAGCCAGGUGGCACUGGGCUGGCUGAUGAUGUUCCUUCAAGCGACCCGGCGCGUAUUCGAGCAUGUUACUGUCAUCAAGCCAUCCAGGUCCACCAUGUGGGUUGUCCAUUGGCUACUGGGCGUCUUCUUCUACCUCGUCAUGGGCGUAUCUGUUUGGGUGGAAGGAUCAGGUGCCAUUUUGGACCCCGCCCGUCACACAGAGGAUGCAAAGUCCCUCCUGAAGAUGGCCGUUGCAGUUCCGGUAUUCCUCCUCGCCUGGAUUAAUCAGUACAAGUGUCACAAGCAUCUCGCAGGGCUGAAAAAGUAUUCAUUGCCGGAGGACGGGAUGUUUUGCCACUACAUCUGCCCCCACUACACCUGCGAGUGCCUCAUCUACCUCUCCAUGGCCGUCGCCACGGCUCCCCGCGGCGCGUGGUGUAACAGGACGUUGUUGUGCGCCUUAAUUUUCGUCGCGGUCAACCUCGGAGUCACGGCGUCGGGAACUCGCAAAUGGUACGCCGAAAAAUUCGGCACCGGGCCGAUCGCGUGCAAGUGGAACAUGAUUCCCUUCGUCUUCUGA